AUGGUCGCGGCCGAGUGCAGCCUUUUGGCACGCUUCCUCUUUGUGACAGUCGCGGCGCCUCUGGCCCUUCUCGGGUCGCUUCUGUUCCAGGUGUCCGUGGAUCUCGAAAUCCAGAGUUUGACGAACCUGAAGUAUGCCGUCGAAGAAGAAGCGGCAGCUGUAGCAACCGAGGCGGAGGCUGCGCGCGAUGUCGGACAGGCGGCCUUGGACCAGACUGAGGCCGAACUGCUUCAGGAGAAGGCUGAAGCCCUGGAUGCCAGUGUUGCAGAAGCACAGGCCACAGAGCUGGGCGAAGCUGAAUCCGUCGCCGGUGCACAGGCGGCGGAGGAUGUUGGUGGCUCGGAAGUUGCCGAGCAGGUCGAGGAGGUGGCCUCGAGCGUUGUGAAAGGCUUAGGUGAGCUACCUGCCAACGGCAUGGCUUCUGUGGGAGCUUCAGAAGCAGUUGCAGAUGCAGCGGCAGAGGCUGUGGCUGGAGCCGCUGUGUCUUCCGUGGGAGUGGAUGCGGCACUGGCUGGCGCCGCGGGUGCCAUUGCAGAGCAGGGCCCAAAGGUGGUCGUGGCUGCUCAGGAAGAGUGGGCCUUGGGCUCCGAAGAGAUCCAGGCGGCAAACGACGAGCGUUACAGCCUCGGCCACACCCGAAACUCUCUGAGCCUUAGACCUUGA
Symbiodinium sp. CCMP2456 is the source of this 663-nucleotide messenger RNA. The record is from the annotation of a GenBank genome assembly. Lineage: Eukaryota; Dinophyceae; Suessiales; Symbiodiniaceae.